UCUCCCUACGUCGUUACUGUCAACCGUCAAAUCUGUUGACUGUCGCAUCUCCAAUGCGAAGGUCACAAUUUGCCUAUCUCAGUCCGUCAUUUGCGUCUGGUCUUCUGUCCAAAAGUAAUAUCAUGCUUUUGGACAUGAAAUGGAGCAACGGGCACUGAAAUUCAAGAGUCUCCCGGGAAAAUCGGCAGGGUUGGCAAGUAAGACUGGGAGACGCAACUACUUUGUACUUCUCCCUACGUCCGUACUGUUAACCGUCAAAUCUGUUGAGUGUCGCAUCUCUAAUGCGAAGGUCACAAUUUGCCUAUCUCAGUCCCACAUUUUUGUCUGGUCUUCUGUCGAAAGGUAACAUCAUGCUUUUGGAUAUGAAAUGGACCAAUGGACACUGAAAAUCAGGAGUCCCCCGGUAAAAUCGGCAGGGUUGGCAAAGCAAGACUGGGAGACGCAACUACUCUGUACUCCUCCCUACGUCCGUAGUGUCAACCGUCAAAUCUGUUGAGUGUCGCAUCUCUAAUGCGAAGGUCACAAUUUGCCUAUCCCAUCCGUCAUUUGCGUCCGGUCUGCCGUCCAAAAGUAAUUUCAACCCCAGCGUGCCUUUGGCAGUGAAAUGGAGCAAAGGAACCUUGGGAGAAUGCUGCAAAGUGUGACUUCAUGUGGUUUGGAGAGGAGAAACAGGAGGAGGCGGAGGAAAGGGUGCUUCCUCUUCAAGUCCGGGGGCUGAGCUGCCGAUGCGUCCCAGCAGCCUAUAGCAACGGGAGACCUGGGUAUAAAAAAGAAGUCGGGUUCAAGGGAACCCUCGGAAGUAGCUCUCAGCCGCAGCAUGACAAGGACCCAGGUCCUGAGAGCGUGGACCUAACAAAACAAUGCUCAGCCUAAUCGUCCGACCAGUCGCACAGCACUUCAUCAUGGACAGAGAUGACAAGAAGAGAAACAAGAACAUUGGAAAAAACUUUUUGUGCCGUCUCCAGUGCAUGUUCUCACAUUCAUCCAGCUCGGAGAGCAGGCUAACUUUAGAAGAUACCCAACAAUGGUCACAGUCUUUGGAAAGGCUCCUCGACUCUAAAUACGGUUUGGCGGCGUUUCGCAACUUCCUGAAGUCCGAAUACAGCGAUGAGAACAUUGAGUUUUGGCUUGUCUGCGAGGAAUACAAAAAGAUCAAGUCUUCGUUCCGGAUGUCAUCGAAAGCCAAGAAGAUUUACGAACAGUUUAUCAAAGCCGAAUCGCCAAAAGAGAUAAACAUUGACUAUCACACUCGAGAGCAAAUCAAAAGAAGCGUCAAGAACCCCACCCUCCACUGCUUUGAUGACGCUCAGAAGAUGGUUUAUGGACUGAUGGAAAGAGACUCGUACCCACGGUUUCUACGCUCGGACAUUUACAGGACUCUCCUAGAAAACCUUUCUGCCGACGCCACAAAGGGAUGAAGGAUAGGGGACGCCCAUGGACGUAAAACUCAGGACUGGAAUGUUUGAGCCGAUUCAGCAGGGAGGACUAAUGAUGUCGGGAGGAAAGAGGGUCAACCAGCUCGCCUCGUGGACUGGAACGGAAGCCUUGGAGUCGUCACGGAACCCUCAAGUCAUGGAGGGAUCCCCACAAUAGCAACACACAAUAUUCAGUGGCCUAAGAAUGACACCGGACCAGCCCCCAAAAAGUAGUUAAAAUUUUAUAGGGCCAUUUUUGCAACAAAUUAAAUAGAAAAAACCCAGUAGAGCACUCAUGUAGUAGAGAGAAACUUGGAGUAAUGUAAACAGAUCGGCAUACUGACAUUGUACGUCCUAACUCUAGUGGACAUUACACGGCUAUUUGUAUUUUUCCAGAAUUGUGUAACUCUGACGGAGGGAAUAGACCAGGGGUGUCCAAACUAUUUGACUGGGGGACCUAAAUAAAUUUGGCUUGGGGCCAAAAGUCGAUUUGCAUGCAAAGUAACGUGU
This is a messenger RNA of Nerophis ophidion (straightnose pipefish), 1925 nucleotides long. RefSeq names its product regulator of G-protein signaling 1-like. Lineage: Eukaryota; Metazoa; Chordata; Actinopteri; Syngnathiformes; Syngnathidae. The record is from RefSeq and is a predicted model, not a curated record. Bases 861 to 1418 code for a protein of 185 amino acids. The transcript has 5 exons.